Messenger RNA from Hippocampus comes (tiger tail seahorse), 1055 nucleotides. RefSeq lists its product as uncharacterized. The coding region runs from base 158 to 727 and encodes 189 amino acids. The transcript has 7 exons. NCBI's taxonomy places the organism in Eukaryota, Metazoa, Chordata, Actinopteri, Syngnathiformes, Syngnathidae. The record is from RefSeq and is a predicted model, not a curated record.
ACACACACACGCACACAGACACACCUACACACAGGAAGUUAGUUGCGGCAACACGACAUCACCGUUUACUCGAUUGACAGCUGCCAAACAGACUAAGCGGGACAAGAUAAAGUCUCCUGGGAAGCUUUGGGAAUUUGUUGGUGGAGGGGGAGGGGUCAUGUCCUGCAGACGCCAAAGGGUCAGCUGGUGCGUGGACUUGCCACUUCCUGCCACACCGGGGGCGGGUCCAAAGAAAGAGGUUCUGCCCCAGGCCCACAUGUCUCCACCGCAACCCUGUGGAGAAGCAGCCGAUGAGGAGGAUUCCGAAGGGCAGUCCGCGGACCAAAGCGGUCUCCGACGCAGCAGCCCAGUCAUCUCUGGAUGCCGCAGACGCAGACGCGCCUCGUCUGAGGACACACACCUCCCCAUCGCAGGCAUCCCCUCUUGUCUCAUCAGUGGAACACUCCAAUUGGCUGAGAAGAAGCACAGGGGGCGGGGCAUGGGCCACUGCAGUGCCCCAUGGCAGCUAGAAAAGGAAAAUGCUCACCUGCUGAUGGUGGACUUGGUGCUGGAGAUGCUGGAAGUCCUCAAGUGGACUCUGAGCCAAACGGGCGGUCAACAAGAACGGUGCCACCGCAACGGCCAUGACGGCGAGCACGCAUGCGCUCAGCCCUACUCCGGCGUCACGCAGCUGCAAGGCAUUGGCGGUGAGGUCGGCUCCUCGUGGUUCUCCCCUCUCUGGAAGUAAGACGAGCGCAACCAAAGAUAUGAGCCGAGCGCCUGGGCCGACAGCUGCUACUGGACUUCGAGAGGAGCUGCUUCCCCUCCUGAUCGCCUUCUCUGUCGAGCCACAGGGGGUUGAGGUCAGGGCCUUGAACUAGUGUGUUCCCAAGCGGCAAGCGUUGCGCUGACCAAGAAUAAGUGGUCCAGGUCAUCGGGGGAAUUUGUCACCAGUUGCACCUUGAGGGCUUUGUCGAUUUGCAAGACAGUCAACCUCUCUCCAUCGCAGGGGUUACGUUCCACAACCGUGUCCGAAAGUGUCUCUGUUAUAUGAUUAAAUAUGUCGGUCAACUCGA